UUUGCAUAGUGAGAUAUGACCGAACUUUUGACUCUAACCUGUACCUUAUUUGCCCAGCUCAGCUCAGAGACGCGCGGGUUGGUUGUGUACCAUACGUGGACUUGUCUGUUGUCUCCUUGCUAUACACGUAGGCCAAUGUGGUUUGCAGGUCGCUUGUCGUAAUUGAGCUCGCUAUUUGUGCACCGAUUGUCAUAGCAGUACUUACUUUCUUUGGAAUACUCGAUCUACACCUAGUUUAGAAUCUUUGCAAGAGUUCUUCAGAAAAGUGAGGUAUCUCAGGUAGCAUAGUUCUGCUUACAACAAGCUUCUUUUCAGUUAGGGUGACCAACAAGCAGGCUUGAAGAUGAGGUUGAUACAAAUCGAUUACUCCCAGGAUAGCCUGUUUGGCAAGAAGGUGUGUAACGAGAAUGCAGCAUUCUUCAGGAAACAUAAGGAAUCUUACAAGAGGAUGAUAGUUGAACAGGGGCGCCACUUUUGGAUUUACUUCUCGGUUUCUUUCAAGGCAUAUUGCUUGAAUAAUGGUAUCCUUGAAAUUUCAGGCAUUUCCAGUGAUAUGACAUUUACCAACAUGAUUGAAGAAGUGCUGGAAGUGACUGAUCAGAUGUUAACAAAUGGGCAUGUCAAGGAUGGCUUGAAGUUGUGUGAGGAUCUCAUCACACUGUUCCAGUACAGAUCCUUCAUUGAUGAGAUCCAGUCUCAAACAAUUAUGACGAACCCUUUCUACAUGAGGGAUAGUGAAGACACAUUCCGCAGACUGUUUGGGAAGCCUAUGGAAGAUAAGACCCUGCAUCUUAUCAAGGUGGUCAAGACCUUGCAGUUUCUGCUUCAUUUGGGAGGAUGUCUUUUUGAGAUGCUGCGCCUAUGGCUCCAGGCAGAAGAGUGCAAGCAAGACGUCACAUUAUACUGGAAGCCUCCCCCUGAGAAACCCUUUCACCUGUUUGGAGACAACUCACCGACCCUGGUUAAAGCAUGCACUGUCAUCAAUAAAUACGAGAAGUCCAUACUUGACAAGACAAUGUAUGCACUCCAAGAGGAUUCGAAAGAAGGGCGCAACCUGGUGAAUGUCAAGAUUGAGCACAAUUCAGAGGACAGUGGGGACGAUGAUCCGGUGAAGCAGCGUUAUAAAUCAAAAAAGCUUAGUAUUGUAAUUGAAAAUGAAGACACAAAGGAAGUAAAGAAGAAGGUGAAGCUGAAGUACCCAAGAUGGAACACAACUUCUUACUCGCGUCAUCCUAAUGAAUGUCCUGGGUGCCAUGACCAUCUUGAGUGUAUCCGCAAGCAGGUCAUAGGUCAGGGUUUCGUCCUUCCUCAAGUCUUUGAGGUCCACUACGAACCCAAUUUCCAUGUGAAAAUAAGGCAUUGCAGUCACUGCAAUGAAAGGAUGCAUGAAUGUGAGAGUCCUUUGCAUCAUAAUACAGGUGAAACAGUUCAACGUCCCAUGAUUCCCGUCGCGAAGCGCAAGGACAAAGGAGUGACACGCACGGCUCAAAAGCAGAUGGCAAAAAAAGAGCGAAGGAUUCAAAGAAAGAAACAUGUAGGAAAGGAGAGUUUAGACAAACUGGAAGCAGAGGGUCUUCAAAAAUUUGUUGAUGAAUGCAGAAAAGUUCCUGGUUUUAUUGAAGAGUUGGAGAGAACACAACCAAAGAAAAUCGUGGGAGUUUCACUACCUAAGCGACGUGUGAAACCACCUAUGCCCAAUCCUAAAGCAGGUGCAUGCCGAAUACGAAUACUAGACCCUGGUGGUAACGAAGCGGAUGGGGAGCAAAAUAGGAAGAUUGAGAAAGAAAUGAAGAAAAAGAUAGAAAUGAGUGGUGCGGGUGAAUACAAAGAAUGUUAUUUUGAACCAGAAAAAGAGAGCGAAGAUGGAGACAUAGAGAGCAAAGAUGAAGAAAACAAACAGUGGGGUAAAGAACCCCAAAGAGCUGGGGACAAAGAGAAAGAAAACAAAGGAGAGGACAGUGAAAAUGCGACAACGAAUGUAGGAAACGAUGAGACUCCAAAAGAAGAGGAACAGCCACCAGUUAAGGAGGUGGAGCAGAAGGAACAAGUUCCUGGUAAAGAGAAGGAGCAGAAUGAACAGCAACCAGAUAAAAAGAUGAAGCAAAAGGAACAAGUUUCUGGUCCAGAGAUGAAGCAAAAGGAACACAUUUCUGGUACAGAGAUGAAGCAGAAAGAACACAUUCCAGACACAGAGAUGGAGCCGAAAAAACAAGUUCCUGGUACAGAGGUGAAACAGGACAAUCAAGUACCUGAUACAAAGAUGACACAAAAGGAACACGUUCCUGGUACAGAGAUGAAACAGAAGGUACAAGUUCCUGGUCCAAAGCAGAAGGAACAAGUUCCUGCAAUCACCAAUCAACCUGCUGAAGCUGGAUGUUGCACUGCUCAGGAUGAAAGAAAAUCAGUUGACAGGCUGAAAGAUCACCCUGCAGAAGCGUCCAAGGAAACUACUAAAAGUGUUGACAUAGGGAUGUCUGAUGAAUUCACUGAGAUGAAGAUUAGUAAUCUGAGACAGUGUGCCUUAUGCGGCAAGCAUGAGGACAAGCCAAAGACUUACAAGAAAUGCCAGCAGUGUCGUCAACAGAAGAUCAAGCCGGGAAAGUACUACUGCAGUAGAGAUUGUCAAGUGCAAGACUGGAAACGACGUCACUGCCAGGAGCAUCUAGAGAGAGAUAGGGAGGCCGAGAGGAUGCAGUGUAAGGGUGAUAACAACGGUGAGCUAGCUAUGGAUCAGAGGCGUGAUGUAAACAAAGCGGCUUUGUUGAAUGAUGUAGAAUAGGCCUCAAUUCAAAGAUAAUUGAAACGAAGGGCUUAAAGUUGAUGUGGAAGAAUCUUACUUUUGUAAACCACAAAUAUGAAAAUAUGUUUCAUAUAAGGGCCUUUAAUAUUUUCUUGGGCUUUACUCAGAAAAAAAUGGUACAUUCUUUGCACUUUCAUUGUAUUUUGGCCAUGCAUAAUCCUUAUGUAAACCGUAUUAUCAAAAUUAUACUGCAAUCUUGAAGAAAUUUGCCAACUAUAUUCUUAUUUUUAUAUAAGGGCUGCAUGACCUGUAGGCUCAAACCACCAAUAAGCAACUCAAAUUCACUGUUAUGUUAUGUGUUAUGUUAAAAAAAACCUAGACAUUCCAGGGUUUUCAAAAUCAUGUAACACCUGUAGUUCUAGUGGACCUUGUACCAAGAGCAAUGAAGCUUUCGGGUCAAGUGUAUUGAUCGAUUGAUUGAUCGAUUGAUUGAUUUUAUUAGUACUUGUUAUUAGUACUUAACAUGCUGGGGCAGUAUUGAAACAAUUGUUGUUAAACUUGUAGUCAUAUUGAUGUGCAUAUGAAGCAAAUAUCUUUACUUUUUUGGCUAAAAUUUGAAUUGAUGUAUUUGUACAUGUAUAUAUCUUCUUUGUAGUGCAUAUAUAAUGGGAUAUACAAAGGUUAUACAUUUGUAAAUAUUAAUUACAUCAUGAAGCAUGUGAAUCAAAAAUUUAAUUGAUUUUUUUUUCCCUUCACAGGUAUGUAGAUGGCAUUUUUAAUGUUUGAAUGUAUGUUCUCUGAUGUGCCUUGAUAUUUUAUGACAUUUUAUUGACAAUUCUGAAAUACCUUCUCAUCUAGAUGUUAUGAUCUCGUGAAUAUCAUGAAUGUAUAUAUUGUUUUUAUUUCUUGGUGAGUAAAUAAAGUUUACCUUUCAUUUUUAAAUUCCACCACCCAGAUAUUAAGUUUGUCUAACACAAGGAUAACUAACUCGUGUAGUUGAAGCUAAAUAAAAGCAAAAUGGAAUCAUUAGUGCAAUGUAAAUAAUGAAAUAAUCUGAUUCUCUAUUUUAGUCUAAUAUUAUAUUUGCAAUCAGUGAAGCAUGAUAAAUUAUGCGCAUUUAUAUUACGUGUUCUUACUUAUGCCAAGAUUGCAGUACUAAGUUUUUCUAACCUUGAAGCAAGGAAAUUUGUCAAGAAAUAUCUCUAGCAAUGCAUCAUUACAUUUCUCAGUACAAUUAUUCCAUUCAUGUAAAUGAGCUUUCGCUUGAAAUUUAUUGCAAAUUAUUUGAUGUGGAAAUCCAUCUAGAAUGAUGAAAAAAAAAGGAAUGUACCAGUACUCUUAUUGCAGAGUAGUUAAGUACAGUAUUCCUUCAAGGAUUGUAUUUUUGUAUUUUAUAUAGAGUCUACCAUGUAUUAGAAAAUGCUAAUGAACACAACUGUUUAAGAGAUAAUUCAGUGCAUCAUUGUAGUAUGCUGGCAUGUAUAUAUCAAUGCAAAACUUAUAUACUCGGUAAGAUUUCAUUAUUAUCAUACAUUUAAAUUAUCUCGAAUCCUGGUGAUAGAAUUAGCUUGCAAGAGAAACAGGUUUGAUCAGUCUUUUUUCUGAAUUCUUUUAUCAUAUCUAGUAAAUGUAUUAUAUGCUUGGAGUCAUCUGCGGGAGUAAGUAAAUAAAUACUGGUGACGGUAAAUGCAUAAAUA
Strongylocentrotus purpuratus (purple sea urchin) is the source of this 4437-nucleotide messenger RNA. Its product is annotated as golgin subfamily A member 6-like protein 7. The record is from RefSeq and is a predicted model, not a curated record. NCBI's taxonomy places the organism in Eukaryota, Metazoa, Echinodermata, Echinoidea, Camarodonta, Strongylocentrotidae. The transcript has 11 exons. Bases 344 to 2779 code for a protein of 811 amino acids.